Molecule: messenger RNA, 2507 nt
Organism: Tachysurus vachellii
Lineage: Eukaryota; Metazoa; Chordata; Actinopteri; Siluriformes; Bagridae
Product: hemicentin-1-like
Exons: 8
Coding region: 171-1136 (321 amino acids)
Source: RefSeq, a predicted model, not a curated record
UAUUUUUCUGAAGGUAUAUCUACAAUACUUCCAUUCUGAGACAAAAGGAGAGCUAAAGAUGCAGCUGGAUGUCUGUAUAAAUCUGCUACUGACAAUUACAGGGCUUUUGCAAGUGGUUACUGCAGAUAUAUCUACAAUACUUCCAUUUUGAAACAAAAAGAAAGCUAAAGAUGCAGCUGGAUGUCUGUAUAAAUCUGCUACUGACAAUUACAGGGCUUGUGCAAGUGGUUACUGCAGCUAAACCACAGAUGGUAAGGAUCUCAGGUCCUGAUGAGGUGGUAGCUGGAGUGAGUACCAUCUAUGAGUGUUCUGCAUUCUGCAGUCGUACCUGCUAUUAUACCUGGAAUGUGAAAGAACAGUCAUUUCCUGGAAGCAAACUUACCCUGACUGAAAAUGGUGUAGACAAUUUCAUUUCAAUAACAUGCACAGUGACAGAUGAAGACAAUAAGCACUUUGUCAGUGAGGUCAGAUCAGUCACAGUGAUAAAUCCCAUUUCUGUGAAGCCAUCAACUGAUCAGUCAGUACUUCACCAGCAGCCUAAAGUGGGACGGUCAUUUCGUUUAACAUGUGAUGGGGCCUCCCUACCAGUCACUAUAACCUGGCUUAAAGAUAGUGCACCUCUUACAUUAGACUCCAGGAUGAGCCUAUCCCCAGACAAUCUGACUCUGUCUUUUAGCAUUUUGAAAGAGUCAGAUAGUGGCCAAUAUCAGUGCAAGGUCCUUAAUGGAAGUGCCAGUGUAAUAAGCAAGGCAUACUGGAUUUAUCUUGGAUAUGUUAUCAUUACCCUGACUGGGACAAACCAUGCAGAAGUAGGCAUGCAAAGUGAGUACACCUGUGAGGCACAGUGUGGGAUGGAUUGCACAGUGCAGUGGGCUUUGCAUGCAGGCUUUCCAAGAGGAAGAUUUAUUGCUGAGGGUCCCAGGAUUCUCUGGACCCCUUCUGACAUCGGACAAACGCAGGUCUUCACUUGCAUCACUCUGAACCCGGGAGCAGGAAAUAUUGGACAGGUCUCCAAAACUGUAACUGUUGUAGAGGCACGGCCACACCCCAAGCCCAGUAAUGCUGUAUCAACCAAAUCCAGUGUAACUGUGGUGAGCAGUGCAACUCUGCUGAUGCUGGUUUCUGCUUGUGUUUGAGGAUCAUCACAGAAGCAGAAGCUAUACACACAGGCCAAGUUGCUUUUAUUCUGGGUAGAGUAACUUGAGUUUGGUUCACCAAAGUCUUUACAACACAUUUGAUUGAACUUACUUUGUACUGACAUGUACUGUAUAUUUAAACAUAAAACAGGUAAGACUUAUUUUCUGGUAAAGCCUAAAUGUCUUUGUUUAUUUUAGAGAUGUUCAUAGAAUGUUCAUAUUACUAAACAACUAAGUGGCCUACACGUUCAUAGAAACCUUCUUCCAGUUAGAUCCCUAAAGAACAAAGGCAAGAUGUUACAAUGAAAAAACUCCUUGAGUCAACAUGAGGAAUUAACCUUGAGAAGAUUCAAGCUUUUAAGAGACAACAACAAUCAUUAAAUAUUUAUAAAUCAUUAUUAUUCUGAAACUGUACUGUAUACUGUAAAGUCAAAUGGUAUUAUAUUAGUUAAAAGUAUCUUGAAAGGAGUAUAUUGUGAAUAGAUUCCUAGGAAGAAAACAGGACAAACCCUAUAAUCACAACAACAGUGUUUAUGUACAAGUCGGCAUUAUACAGGUGACAUCAUCAUGACAUUUGGGCACAAAUUUGCUUGCACCCUGACCAUCUUUUUGGUCACACACACAAAAAAUUCUUUUUGGACUGACAAACUAUAUUUUUGGACUGAUACUUCAUGAUACUUUAAAAUAAGUCAUUAUUUACUGAUUGAAAAUAAAAUUUUUUUAAAAAGAAUUGUCAAACAUAAGAGAAAUUGCCACAUCUAAUGGAACAAACUCAAUCAACAUGGCUAAACAUAUGGUAGAAAUCCUAGGAAUGCAUAUGACUGAUAGAACUAAAUGUAUUUUGGUGCAUACAUAAAUUAACAAUCCUGUACAGUUCAACAGGGGCUAUGUUUUUAAUCCAAAUCUGACAACACUAUGAGUUGAGUAUGAGUAUACUUGUGAGCCACAACCAAAUAUACAAACACAUGUUCUGUUCCCCCUCCUCCUACCACACACUCUUGCACAAAGAAAUAGUACAAUCAUGCAAAAUGACGUUAAAAAAAAACACACCCUUUAAACAAUAGGGUCAUCAAUCAGAGCAGUCUUCAUCCUUAGCAGAUAACACAGGAAAAGAAAACACACCCAGAGAGAAAACUUAUUUACGCAGCUGACACUGAGAGGUUUCAGUAACAGGUUUCGAUGUUCAAGUGCACUUGAAAGAACUGAGUCUUCCAUCAAUUAACCUUCAUGAUUGUUUGUAAAUAAUAAAAGUUUCAAAAAUGUAUACAAUGUCUUAACAUAGUCUUAACAGUAACAAUCUAAAUGCAAAUAAUGGUAUAUAAAAAUUCUAUCUAUAAAUAGUUGAAAAAAUAAAGGUUACUGAACACAUCA